UUUGAAACAAAACAAACAAAAUUUAUUAGGGAAAAGAAGAAAACUUCAAAAUAGUAAAUAAUACAGGGAUGAAAGCUUUAAUUCAAAUGGUUCUUGUAACCAGUGCAAAAUAUUAUGGUUUUCCUCUGUAUGAACUCAACAUCAUAAAAUACAAAUGCAAACUUUGUCAACAUAUCCUGUAGAUUAUAUUGUGUAUCAGCAAAUUAUAUCAGCAUAUCCUGGAACCUUUGUUACAAUAUACUCUUCUCAAUUUGAUUAACAAUCAUGUACAUUUUGUUAAAUGAUUUAAGAAAUCAGCCAUUGAUAAUAUGUGUAGAAAUACUUUAAUAAGAUUUUCUACAUCUUUAUACGCCAAACAAGGCUAGGGGAAAGGGAAGAAAAUUCAGCAAGUCCUUUCCUUUGCUCUGCCAAUCAAAUAAUCUUGUUGAACAAUGCAAAAGUGAGCUUAGGUGACUUCUUUCGAGUUGAAAUAUGGGUAAAAGUUGGGCAUAGUUUCCAUGUUUUGUUUCAUACGCUUAAAUAUAUUUAGGGGAUUCAAGUCUAAAUCAUGUAUUAUUUUAAGAAAAUGGGACGACUUUGGUUUCACAGUAUGCUAUAUAUGUACAACUCUUAUGUCGUUAACAUAUUAUAUGCCCCUGUUAUUCAUAAAGCAAAUGUAUGUUAUGCCUUAAGUGGUAAGGAUGGAUGUGAACUAUGCCUGAGAAUGCAGGUUUGAGUCCCUCUAUUCUCAUUUGGGUACAAAUAAUUCCAAUGGGACACACUUGCCACCCUUGAAGGUGGAGCUUUACUUGGUGCUUGUGGACAGUGCGGUUUGUAGGUACUUGUCGCUAAAGGCUUGGAUAUCCAUGUUAUCCAAAAAAAACUGUAUGUUAUACACAUUCAUACUACGACAUUGUUAUAUUAUAUAUUGAUUGACAUGCAUCUAAUUAGUUCCCAGGACCAUCUUAUUUUUAGUUGAUUUGCAAUUUAUUUAAGAUCAAUGUAGCUCUUGAAAUAUAUCUCAGGAUGCAUUGCAAUUUGCAACAGUGUUGCACUUGCUUACGCUAAGUUGUUGAAGCUCACAUGGACAACUCAUGAUUUUCUUGCCUUUUGUCAUGGAAAAUGGGUGCACCAGAUGUAGUAAAAUUUCAGCUUUUAUAUUAAUUAAUUGCAUUCACCAUUGCCAAAGAGCUGGUCGUCGCUCGCUGACAAGAGAUGCAAGCUGAUAAGGUUAUGAAGCUCAAUGCCAUAAUUCCAUGGUCGGAGCUCAUGGCAGCAACAGUAAUCCUUAAUCAUUCUAUCAAGAAAACAUCAUGUAAUACUGCAUUGAUACGGUUGGUCCCAAAGCUUUGGUUUACCAAAUCAUACCGUCAAGAAUACCGCUGCAUAUUACUGUAUUAGUACAAUUAGACUCAAAAUUUGAGGUACUUGGAAGUCAUUAUAUGAAGAAAAACAAGAAAUUAGUACUGCAUUUGUUAUGGUUAGUACAUAAUGUUUGAAUUUUCCAGCUUUUGUCUAUUGUACUAUCUCUUCUUUUCUGUAUUAUUUCUUUGCUCAUAAUGGAAACAUUUUUCAGUGGGAGAUUCAGUUCCAUCUCUUUUGUGUUCAAGUGCUCCCUAUAGUUCAUAUAUUUGGAAGAUAGAUAAAGGAAAAGGAAAAAGAAUAAAAGGAGAGAGAAAGAGCAUCAUACUAUAGUUGAGAAGUGGUCCCCCUAAGAUCUUACAGA
This is a messenger RNA of Rubroshorea leprosula, 1705 nucleotides long. Lineage: Eukaryota; Viridiplantae; Streptophyta; Magnoliopsida; Malvales; Dipterocarpaceae. The record is from the annotation of a GenBank genome assembly.